Molecule: messenger RNA, 696 nt
Organism: Closterium sp. Yama58-4
Lineage: Eukaryota; Viridiplantae; Streptophyta; Zygnematophyceae; Desmidiales; Closteriaceae
Source: the annotation of a GenBank genome assembly
AUGGCGUCGCGGAAAGGGGGGAUGGCGAGGCGGGAAGGGGAUAUGGCGUGGCGGGAAGGGGAGAUGUCGUGGCGGGAAGGGGAUAUGGCGUGGCGGGAUGGGGAUAUGGCGUGGCGGGAAGGGGAUAUGGCGUGGCGGGAAGGGGAUAUGGCGUGGCGGGAAGGGGAUAUGGCGUGGCUGGAAGGGGAUAUGGCGUGGCGGGAAGGGGAUAUGGCGUGGCGGGAAGGGGAUAUGGCGUGGCGGGAAGGGGAUAUGGCGUGGCGGGAAGGGGAUAUGGCGUGGCGGGAUGGGGAUAUGGCGUGGCGGGAAGGGGAUAUGGCGUGGCGGGAAGGGGAUAUGGCGUGGCUGGAAGGGGAUAUGGCGUGGCGGGAAGGGGAUAUGGCGUGGCGGGAAGGGGAUAUGGCGUGGCGGGAAGGGGACAUGGCGUGGCGGGAAGGGGACAUGGCGUGGCGGGAAGGGGAUAUGGCGUGGCGGGAAGGGGAUAUGGCGUGGCGGGAAGGGGAUAUGGCGUGGCGGGAAGGGGAUAUGGCGUGGCGGGAAGGGGAUAUGGCGUGGCGGGAAGGGGAUAUGGCGUGGCGGGAAGGGGAUAUGGCGUGGCGGUGGUCGCGGCGGGCCCGCGAGAGGAGGCGUGGGGCCCGUCCGAUGAACCGAGCCAGUAUGGAGGCAUUUUCGCAGCCACGAAUGGGUAUAAAUUAG